Molecule: messenger RNA, 1643 nt
Organism: Octodon degus (degu)
Lineage: Eukaryota; Metazoa; Chordata; Mammalia; Rodentia; Octodontidae
Product: CD209 antigen-like protein C
Exons: 7
Coding region: 53-760 (235 amino acids)
Source: RefSeq, a predicted model, not a curated record
CAUAAAAGCCACAGUCCUCAGCAGUUCUGGGCACUGAAGGACAGUGGUGACCAUGACGGUCCCUGAGAAAGCACAGGAUCCGGGUCCCCUGGACCAGGAAGAGCUGGUAGGCGGCAGACCCACAUACGGCAUGAACAGAUAUCGACUGGCUUCUGUAUUCAGCCGCCUUGCAGGCUGUCACCUCCAUGACUCCAUCUCCUUGGUCCUGAAGCUGCUCUUAUUCAUGCUGUUCGCUGGGAUCUUGGUGGCCAUCCUUGCUAAAGUCUCCAAUAUCCCAAGCAGGCAGGACUAUGAGCAGGCUCAGUUGCAGCAGAAGCAGACCUACCUGGAAUUGGCCCAGCUGAAGGACAGAAUGAACAACCUGUGCCGCCCCUGCUCCUGGGACUGGACAUUCUUCCAAGGGAAGUGUUACUUCUUCUCCAAGUCCCAACGGAACUGGCACGACUCAGUCACUGCCUGCGAGGAGGAAGGGGCUCAGUUGGUCAUCGUGGAGAGUGCUGAGGAGCAGAGCUUCCUGCAGCAAACCUCGAAAAGCAAAGGCAGCGCCUGGAUGGGGCUCUCCGACCUGAAUAAAGAAGGCACGUGGCACUGGGUAGAUGGCUCCUCUCUCUCCAGCAGCUACUGGAAUAAAGGAGAGCCCAACAACAUUGGGGAGGAGGACUGCGUGGAAUUCAAGGGUGAUGGCUGGAACGAUGGCAGGUGUGAAAACAAAAAUUUCUGGGUCUGCAAGAAGAGCGCCAUGGCUUGCUCCCACCACUGACGUCAGUGUCUCGGCCCAGUCCCAGCAGCCCCGGCACACCUACCAGCUGGCCAAAUGGUACUCACGUUUAUUCCAGCUCCUUUAUCUACCGAACUGGAGCUGCUAACGAUAUCUCUGUCAAUCUUCUCUGUCACACUUCUCAUCCUCCGUGGGGCUCGGUCAUUGCCGUCCUUCGUCCUCUGUCACCAGCUUCCCUCUGGCUCGGUGGCGAUGGUUACGGCCCCUUGAGAUAGUGUGGGGCAUUGAGGACUGCGGCCUGUUCCCCAGUCGACGCUGCCUCCGUGAGACUAAAGUGUUGGCAGGGCCAUGUGCAGCUGCUGCCAGGUCCCUGAACGGCCUUACCCAAUUCCACCUGCUGCCCUUCAGUCUGCUCCUCCUGCAUCCGCCUGCCCUGCACCCCUCAGCCAGGACGGUCUCUGCUUGCACACCCGCUCACCCUGCAGGCUGGGAGCACCGUCCAAUUAGUCCCUCAGUUCAUCCAUGACUGUUUGCUGUACACACGCCCGGCUCCCUCCUCCCUGGUGAGUCUGUAGUGGACCCUGCGCUGGGUCUCCCGGGUCUCUCUUCCCAGAAGGGGACCUUAGCCCAGCUGCUAGGAGUCCUCUAGGAGGCGGCUGUCACGUGUCAGCCCCUUCCCGCCUGGACUCUGCUGCAGAGGCUGCAGCUUCUGCAGUGUCAAACUCCAUCCUGAGGCACCUCACGUUUGUGCAGGACAGUGGAGAGCUGACCAUGCUGGGCCAAUGCGGGGCGUCUCUGAAGGAGCCCUCUGAUUCCAGAGCUCCCCAUUAGGCCAGCGGUGGCUGCGGUGGGAGCGCCUUCACUGGGCUUGUCCCUCUGCCCUUUCCUGCUUUCUUCUUGUGAAUGUAAUUAAAAAUGUAUCAGA